AUGGAUAGUGAUGAAUUCCUGAAGCUUCUACAGAACGGGUUCGAUGAAAAAGUUUUUGUUUCAAAAGUUUUUGAAACGAGCAAUUUGGUUGAGCCCCUAAAAAUGGUGUCAGAGAGGUUAUCUGUACUAGAAGCAGCGAUUUAUAGCCAUGUUUCAAAGCACAACAAUGAGUUGCUCAGUCAAACUGCUGAUCUGGAGAAUUUCUCCAACAUUGUCGCAAGUGUUGAAUCUCGUAUCAUGAGCAUUUCUGGCAACGUCAAUAUGAUAAAACAAAGACUGGGCAAACACUACGAACAUCUAAACAGUCAGGUCAUUCUUAUUAGACGCCUUGGCGUUGUGUACGAAACUUUGCGAAGUAUUCUUCGUGUAUCAUCAACGAUGAAGAAACUUCGUGAUUCAUCGGUUAAUAUCGUUCAAGCUUCCGAAUACGUCGAAGAAUUGAAUUGCACUUUCGAGACUUUAGACUGGGAGGGAAUUCAAGUAUUGGAAGAAAAUUUCAAGAUUCUCUCUGUUGAAAAGGAACGCCUAACCACAGAGGCUUGGGAGCUAAUUCAUAUUUCUUUCAAAAAUAACGACCAAAGUCAUUUGGGUCAUGCUUUACAGGCCUUCAACAACCUGUCAAUGCUUCCUAAGGUCAUUCAAGGCCUCGUUUCCGAUUGGCAGAAGGAUGUCGAAAAUAUCGUCAAAAUUACAGCUGAUGUUGAAGAUUUGAACAAACGCGCUAAAGGAAAGGUAAUUUCGUCGCUUUCGUCAAGUAAACCAGGGAAAGCUUCUCUCCCUACUUCUGGUGGCCAAGCUGCAGCUUUUCGAAAUCUUCUAUGGACUGGUCUAGACCAAAUGAUCACCACGCUGGACCGUUGCCUUUCUCAAGCUCGAAUGCUCAUCGAUACACUGCAAAAGAUUCACUCUGGUUCUGAAAGUCUUUCUAGCCAACUUGGGAGUUACAUUCUUGCAAACAUUACUAUCCCUGAAGAAAGAGAUUGUUGCGCAGCGAUAAUACUUGUUCUCUCUACUAGUAAUGAAGAAAAUUCAAUGGUAGAAAAUAUCAGAAGGCUAGCCAAGGAUGUGGAUAGCUAUAUGUUCGAGGCGUACUCAGAAGGUCUUUUAGGAUGGAUCAUAACCUGCCUAUCCGCCAUUUUCGAACCGGCUCUUCGCAGACGAUCCGGCCAGCUGAAAGAAGCCCUAGAGAGUGACUAUCCUCGAUUGCUGAAGCUGUUCCUUAACCUCUCCGGCAAUAGUCAACAGCCUCUGUUGGCUAAGCCACUUACUACCUUCUUGGCACCUUUUGAAGCGGCUUAUUUGGGAAGGGGUUUGACGCGUCUCUUUGAUCGUGUCAAUUCGAUAUUCGUAGGGGUAACUGCUUUGGAUCCUGCUGGGGAAAAUCUUCCCAGACUUAUUGAUGCCGAGAGAUUAGUGCAGACAGUGUCCACGGAGCUAGCACAGUCCGCGGCCGUUCAACGCGAACUCUUCUGCAAGGUCAUUAUUGUGGAUUUAUGUGCAUUACUCAUUAUCUACCUUCAAUUCAUGGGAGUUAUCCGCAAUGUUGCCAAGAUGAUAGCUCUCUUUUCAACCAAAGUCGAGGCUCUAAUUGUGACAAGUCAAGUCUCGGUGGAAGGAUUGCCCACUCCCGGUCAACAAAAGAAUGUACAUUUGGUGAAUUUCACCUGUGCUUUUGUUGAUCAUCUGAGAAUGGCUGUUGCUAGGCAUACUACUGCUCAACAACAGAAAUGGGGCAUUAGACGCGAAGAUAUCGAUGAUCCCCAGGCAAUUGUCGAUCAAACCAUUGUGUCGGAACUCUCAGAUGUAUGCUUAUCUGCUCUAGAACCAUUGUUCAAGGCUCUUACGGAUCAUGUAGUUGAGAAAUACCUUCCCAGAAUUCAUUUGGAGAUCUCGAUGGCCGAGGAAGUUGAUCCACCUUGCGUGAGGGAUAUUCAAGCAUUUAUUCAUCGAAUGCGAACCGAAUAUCUUUCGGGAUUUACAACGUCUUCUGGUAGUGGAAUUGUCAGUAUCAAUCGCUCAGCAGCUCCUCUUUUCAACUCCGGAGAAGCUGCUUUGCGCUUUGGCCUGCAAACCCGUGUCCUCUCACCGUGUUUAGACGCCCUCGCUGUGCAUAUAAGUCUUCUUCGUCCAUGCACUAGUGUGGAACAACGCUCACAUCUGACUAGCUGCGCCGCGGAGAUUGAAAUGAUUCUCUCCACACUAGCUCCGCCCUCGCUGCAUACUGAAGCUGCUUUUGCUCGAUUGAGGAUCCUCAGACAACUGUUUGCUUUGUCGGAAGAAGAAAUACUAUUGACAGUAAAAUCUAAGGGAUCAUCCUUGACUUCCAAUCGUGGCGUAAUAGGACUCGGAAGUAACGUGGGCAGCCUUCCUGGAAGCUUGAUUCUGCAUCAUAUGAUAGCGAGGGCUCCCACGGAAAUCCCCUUGCCUUAUCAUCAGGCAGCUAGAGGUGGUGAUCAAAUUGAAGGCUGGAGUCUGGAACGAUAUGUUCGAUGGUGUCUUCGACAGGCAGAUGAGGCAGCUCGUUUGACUUUCAUCACUAGAGCGAUGGACGUUUAUGUGGAAGGUGUGGAGUCGAGGCAGCAACGUGAAUACCCCGAGAUCUACCCAUGUAUUCGGGAUUUAAUUGAAUUCUACCAGCAGGAAUUGUCGGAGGAUCACCAGGAAACUCAGUGA
Molecule: messenger RNA, 2673 nt
Organism: Rodentolepis nana
Lineage: Eukaryota; Metazoa; Platyhelminthes; Cestoda; Cyclophyllidea; Hymenolepididae
Source: the annotation of a GenBank genome assembly